Anolis carolinensis (green anole) is the source of this 1981-nucleotide messenger RNA. It is a transcript of the gene adss2, whose product is annotated as adenylosuccinate synthase 2. Gene Ontology annotation, cellular component: cytoplasm. The record is from RefSeq and is a predicted model, not a curated record. Bases 151 to 1494 code for a protein of 447 amino acids. The transcript has 13 exons. Lineage: Eukaryota; Metazoa; Chordata; Lepidosauria; Squamata; Anolidae. Gene Ontology annotation, molecular function: adenylosuccinate synthase activity; GTP binding. Gene Ontology annotation, biological process: IMP metabolic process; 'de novo' AMP biosynthetic process.
UGAAGGGUACCAAGGAGGGACCAAUAGGCGUUGGCCUAGAGCCCGGCGGCUGGAUGCGAGGCGGAGAAGGAGCCGGCAGGGUCGGGUGCGCCGCUUCCUCCUCCUCGUCUUUGCCGCCCGUGUUCGUGCCUCAAGCGCAGGAGGGGAGCCAUGUCUGGAAGCGCCGCCAUUCCCAACGGGGGCAGCGCCUCACGGCACCCCGGCAACAAAGUGACGGUGGUCCUGGGCGCCCAGUGGGGCGACGAGGGCAAAGGCAAAGUGGUGGAUCUGCUGGCCCAGGACGCUGACGUCGUUUGCAGGUGCCAGGGAGGUAACAAUGCUGGACAUACUGUUGUAGUGGAUUCUGUUGAAUAUGACUUCCAUCUUUUACCAAGUGGAAUCAUCAAUCCAAAUGUUGUGGCAUUUAUUGGGAAUGGUGUGGUAAUUCACUUGCCAGGAUUAUUUGAAGAAGCAGAGAAGAACGUUAAAAAAGGAAAAGGAUUAGAAGGAUGGGAAAAAAGAUUAAUUAUAUCCGAUAGAGCGCAUAUUGUAUUUGACUUCCACCAAGCUGCUGAUGGUAUCCAGGAACAGCAAAGGCAAGAGCAAGCAGGAAAGAACUUGGGAACUACAAAAAAGGGAAUUGGUCCAGUGUAUUCUUCUAAAGCAGCUCGAAGUGGGCUCAGAAUGUGUGAUCUAGUUUCUGACUUCAAUGAAUUUUCAGAAAGAUUUAAAGUACUGGCCAACCAGUACAAGUCUGUUUACCCUGCCUUAGAAAUAGACAUUGAAGGGGAGUUGAAAAGACUCAAGGGUUACAUUGAAAGAAUCAAACCAAUGGUGAGGGAUGGUGUAUAUUUUAUGUACGAAGCUUUGCAUGGCCCACCAAAGAAAAUUUUAGUAGAGGGCGCAAAUGCAGCACUGCUGGACAUAGAUUUUGGGACUUAUCCUUUUGUGACGUCAUCCAAUUGCACUGUGGGAGGUGUAUGCACUGGUCUGGGAAUGCCACCUCAGAAUGUGGGUGAAGUAUAUGGAGUUGUGAAAGCAUACACAACUAGAGUUGGAAUUGGUGCCUUUCCUACAGAACAAAAUAAUGAAAUUGGGGAAUUGCUACAGACACGAGGAAAAGAGGUUGGUGUAACCACCGGUCGAAAGAGAAGAUGUGGCUGGCUAGAUCUUGUAUUGCUUCGAUAUGCCCAUAUGAUCAAUGGUUUCACAGCAUUGGCUCUUACCAAAUUGGAUAUUUUAGAUGUAUUUCCAGAAAUUAAAGUUGGUGUUGCUUACAAGCUAUAUGAGAAAAUCAUACCUCAUUUUCCAGCAAACCAAGAAGUCUUAAAUAAAGUGGCAGUUCAGUAUGAAACAUUCCCAGGUUGGAAAACAGACAUAUCAAAUGCAAGGACGUUUGAUGAAUUGCCAGUAAAUGCUCAAAACUAUGUUCGAUUUAUAGAAAUGGAGCUAGGUGUUCCAGUUAAAUGGAUUGGAGUGGGAAAAUCCAGGGAGUCGAUGAUCCAGCUCUUCUAAAAGUGCUGAAUAAAUGGAAGAAAAGAAAGCACACUCCUCAGACUGCUCAUUAUUAUAUCUAUUGUUCUUAGCUCAAUAAGUAAUGAUUUUUGGAAAGUUGGACCUGGUAUGGGAAAGAGCUAGAGAUUGUCUGAAAAAGCUAUUCUUCCUGUUAUAAAGACUUUCAGUAUCAUUUUCUCGUACAACCUCACGAAUUCCAGGGCAUUUAUCACUAUUUCCACCAUUUGUCAUGGUGCCACCAGAUUUUUUUCACAAUAUGUCUGAAUACCUUCUCAAAAUCUGAGAUUGUAUUACAUGACUAUUUGUCUUUAUUGUCUCUGUUUUGCGUGGUGUUACUUCCUGAUUUUUUACAUGCUUAUAAUAAUUAAUGCAGUUUUGCACAGAGUUUUACAUCCUCAUUUAUACUCCUAAAGCUGUUGUUCCCUGUAUGGCUGCUGAUGUAGUGUGUAAUUAAAGAGAAGGAUGAUUUUAUAUUGGUGAAAAAACA